Molecule: messenger RNA, 4761 nt
Organism: Heterostelium album PN500
Lineage: Eukaryota; Evosea; Eumycetozoa; Acytosteliales; Acytosteliaceae
Exons: 7
Coding region: 1-4761 (1586 amino acids)
Molecular function (GO): ATP-dependent protein folding chaperone; ATP binding
Source: RefSeq, a predicted model, not a curated record
AUGAAUAAUUCCUUUUUAUUUAAUAUUUUAUUUUUUUUAUUUUUUUAUUUGAGUUUGUCAAAUUCGAUUGAAUAUUUUGGAUCAGAUAGACUAGAAAUUGACAAUCUUUAUCAAAUUAAUAAACAUUCUAUUGAUCAUCCACUUAUAGUAGCAAUAGAUUUUGGCAAUUCAAAUUGUGGAAUUUCAUAUUUAACAACACACAAGCAAUCAAUAAUCAUACCCGAUAUUGAUGGAAAUCUAUCAUUACCAUCCUAUGUUAGUUUUAUUAAUAAUACAAUUCUUGUUGGUGAAGAAGCAAAGAAUCUUGUAUUUUCCAAUGGAAACAAUACAAUAUUUAAUUUAAAACAUUUGAUUGGUAAAAAAUUUUCAAAGAUUGAAGAUAUUGAUAAGUUACCAUUCAAGAUAAUAUCAGAUAAUUUGGACAAUCCAAAAAUUUCAGUUACAGUAAAUGGUACAGAGAAACUUUAUUCACCAGAAGAAAUUCUUUCAUUUAUUUUCAAUAAGCUGAAGAGAAAUUCUGAAACAUAUUUAGGUGUACCAGUUACAAAAACAAUAAUUAUAUGUCCAUCUUAUUUCGAUAGUUUUCAACGAGAAGCCCUUAAAGAUGCAGCAACAAAAGCAGGAUUCGAAAGUGUGUUUAGAAUAUUCGAUGAAACUAAAGCUAUAGAAUUAGAGUUUAAUAGACGUCUAGAAUUCGAUUCUUCGAUCGAUAGAUAUCAUUUGGUUUUAAAAAUGGGUGGAGAUUCUUUUGAAGCUUCUUUAGUUAGUGUAGAUAGAACAUAUUAUGAGAACUUCAAAGAGUAUCCUAUUGAAAUACUUGAAGCUGAAUCUAUUCGAAUUGGAGGAGAUGAUUUCACUGAAAGUAUUGUUAAAUAUCUUUUGGAUGUUUUCAAAUCAAAAAGUGGUCUUGAUGCGAGUUUUGAUAUGUUGACAAUGGAAAAGUUGAAAUCUGCAUCGGAAAAAGCAAAAAUCGAACUUUCAUUCUCAAAUUCAACAAUCAUUCAAUUCAAUGAUUUCUUUGGUGGAUUCAAUCUCAAUGAAACACUGAGUCGUUCGAAAUUCGAAGAUCUAAACAAUCAUCUCUACCCAAAGUUCAUUCAAUUAAUAUCCAAGUUGAUGAAUGAUUCUUUUUUGAAAACACAAGAGAUUCAUUCAGUUUUGAUGACAGGUGGUUCGACUACGAUGCCAAAGAUAAGAUCAAUUGUAAAAGAAUAUUUCAAUGGUAGAGAAUCAUUGAAUCAUCCAAGACCAAGUAGCGUCAUUUCUAUUGGAGCUUCUCUAUUAACUUCUAUUUUGACAUCUGGUUUUAAUGAUUAUCCAUUUUGCGAACUUUAUUAUGAAUUUCCUAAACAGCCAAUUGGUGUUGAAAUCAAAGGUGGUUUGAUGUCGACUGUCAUUGGUAAAUAUUCUUUUAUUCCGAGUCGGAGAAUAAAACAAUUCUCAACUACUGUAGAUUAUCAAGAAAAGAUAGAGAUAAAAAUAUUACAAGGAGAUAGUCAACUUUCACAAAACAAUACUGAAAUUGGAACAAUAGAAUUGUCUGGUAUUUCACCUGCUCCACGAGGUGUUCCAAUUCAAGUAGUAUUUGAAUUAUGCGCCAACUUGGAUUUGGAAGUUAAAAUUACAGAUCUUUCAAAUGGAAUUACCAACUCGACAGUUAUUCCAAUCGAGAAUGACUAUGGCCAAUUUGAUUUUCAAGAUCAUUAUGAAUUUGAAGAUGAACAAGUCGAGAGAAUCAAACUUUUCAAUUCACUAAAGGACUAUAUCAAUAGUGUCAAGUGUAUGUUGGAAAUCAAUCAAGAUAAUUAUUUUUCAGAGGUGAAAGAAAAUAUUUUCAAAAUCAUAUCAUCAAUGCCAGAUAAUGUAACAUUAUUCCAAAGCUCAAUUAAUGAAAUUCAUUCAAUUCUUGACCCAAUUAUCUCUUCCAUUUACUCUAAAAUCGAUUUUGAAAUGACUCGAAAUAAUUCAGUAGAUAUAAUGUCUGUAAAAAUUUUACACCAACCAACUUUCAACUUUGUAAAUCAAUCAUUGGUAACCAGUAUUGAUGAAAUGGAUACAAAAGUUAAGAUCAAUAAAUAUCGACAACCAACAAAUGUAGAUUUCGUUCAAUUUCCACAGAUUGAAAUUAUUGAUGAAUACAAUCAUCGUUUCCCAUAUAUUUAUUUAUAUAAUGAAGAGAUUCAAUUAUCAGAUAAAAUAGAUUACAUCCCAUUUUCACUUGGUAUUGGAACAGAACGAGGAGAUUUUAUUCAAGUUAUUCCAAAAGAUCUCAAACUUCCUAUUCAGAGAAGUGAAAUAAUAACCAUAACUUCAGAUUAUGAAAGUGUUAUUUCAAUCCCAAUCUAUGAAGGAGAUCCAGAAUUACAUUCAGAUUCCAACAAUCAUUUGGGAACGUUGUAUUUGGGAGGAAUAUAUCCAGCUCCAAAAGGAAUUUCUAAAAUCCAAGUAAUAUUCGAUAUCAAUAUUAAUGGAAGUUUCACAAUCUUUGCAAUUGAUCUUGGAAGUCGAAUUUCAGCAUCUCUUGAUAUUCUUGAAUACAAAGAGCAUUUAAAUAAUGGUUAUAUCAAUGUUGCUUCACAAUUCUUUGAGAGAGUCAAAAUUGGAAAGAAUCUUAGAGAACAUUUAAAUUAUUUAUUAGAAUUGGUCAAUCCUAAUCAACAAAGUGAUAAACUCUUUGACAUAUUGGCCGAAAUUGAAUGGUUAGACGAUAAUUUGUUUUCGGAAACAUUUGAAUUAAUUAAACAAAAAAUAACGAGAUUCAAUCAAAAAUUAGAAAAUCUACACUAUAAAAUAAAAGGUAAUACUAGAUUGAUCGUUAUACAUGAAAGUACUAGAGGCCGAACCAAUAGACAACCUUCAUUCUUUUGCACUUUCUAUAACAUUUAUGUUGAUAUGGAACCUUUUAUAACAUUCGAUGAUAUUAGACUUCAGUUCAAUAAGAAUCAUAAUCAGUUUAGACCGAAUAAUAUAGUGUAUGAAGAUGAUGACAAUACUUUACACAACUUUGAUCCUAUCGAGCAUCUUAGAAUAGAAGAUCAAGAUGAAGAUAAUGAUAAUGAAGAAUAUAGUAAUGAAAGAGAGGAAGAAGAGUUAGAGGAAGAAGAACAAGAAGAAGAUAGCAACACUUCAUCCUCAUCAACAAACAACCCUUUAGUUAGAUCAUCUACAUUAUUAGAGCAUGAUCAUAUAGACAAUAAUAAUGAUGAUAAUAUGGAGAAUAUACACAGCACAACAAGUACAUAUAGAAAUAGUUUAAGUAGGAGAAGUAAAAGUUUAAAUUUAGAUGAUUUAGAUUUAGAAGAUCAUGAUGUAUAUAGUAAUAAUAAUAAUAAUGAGAAUAAAGAUGUACAAAAUAAUAAUAAUAAUAGUGUUAAUGUAGAUAAUAGUGAUGAUAAUGAAAGUGAUAGUAAUAGUACAUCUACUACUACAACCUCUACUUCUACAACAACUAAUACUUCACCAAUAACCAAUUUAAUAAGAGAUACAACUGAUAACGACGAAGAGGAGAUGAGAACAAUGGACGAGAAAGUAGAUGAAUUUGUAUCGUUGAUCAUUCACGAACCGCACACCGGUCUAAUUAUCUAUGAUAACUAUGGAUUCCUAGUGGAACAAGACAUGGUUCAGAUUCAUUUGAUCUACAAAGACAAGUUUGUGCGACAAGAGAAGCAACGCAAACAGCAAUGGUUGGAUUUCAUCGAGGCUAAUCCCGGUGCUUUUCAUCUGUUGUCGCUGUCACAAUCACCAAUGGCAUCGGCAACUACCACCUAUCGUCGUUCCGAACCACCCAAACCACUCAAGGAUAUGAUUCGUCGUGGUGUGCCCACUGACUUUAGAUCUUCGGUAUGGCUACGCUGCAGCGGUGCCUAUCUCCGACUGGCUGCCAACCCAGACGAAUACUAUAACAUCCUCAAAGUCUACCACGGAAAGCAGUCGGUUGCCACCAAACAGAUUGCAAUGGACAUUGACCGUACUUUCCCAGACCACAAAUACCUAAACACACAAGAACACAUGGAAACACUAUCAAGAGUAUUGACUGCCUAUUCUUGGAGAAAUCCUAAAGUAGGAUAUUGUCAAUGUAUGAAUUUUAUUGUUGGAUAUUUAUUAUUACAUAUGAGUGAACAUGAAGCAUAUUGGACUUUGGUAUCUAUUAUUGAAGAUAUAUUACCAAGUGAAUAUUUUACUUCUACUAUGAUCGAUCUGUCUGUGGAUGUUAGAUUUGUUUUUGACGAGAUUUUACAAAAGAAACUACCAAAGCUUCAUAAGCAUUUUACCACUCUCAAUCUAUCGUUGCCUUUGAUCAUGACACAGUGGUUCCUAUGUAUAAUGGCCACUGCAACACCCACUGAAACCACCUUUAGAAUAUGGGACGUGUUUUUCGCUGAGGGUUCAAAGGUUCUCUUUAGAUUUGCCGUCGCACUCUUUAAGAUGAAUGAAGAGAAACUACUAACUUGUAAAGACUACAAUACAUUAUAUAAUUUAAUAAGAAAAAUACCAUCAAUGAUGUAUGAUGCUGAUGCUUUGAUAGAGUAUGCAUUUAAUAAGAUUGGAUCGUUGUCUAUGAAAUUGAUCGAUCAAAAAAGAAAGGAGAGUAAAGUGAUUGUUUUUAAUGAAUAUAUAGAGUUCCAAAUGAUGAGAAAUGGAAUAAGGAAAGAUCAAAAUAAUAGUAAUAAGAACAACAACAACAACAGCAACCAACACAGCCCUAAAAAAUCUCCUACACUUUUAUCAAAGAAAAAAACAACAACUCACAAAGAAGCAUGA